Panicum hallii is the source of this 2385-nucleotide messenger RNA. Its product is annotated as E3 ubiquitin-protein ligase UPL5-like. The transcript is spliced from 3 exons. The record is from RefSeq and is a predicted model, not a curated record. The coding region runs from base 1 to 2385 and encodes 794 amino acids. Gene Ontology annotation, molecular function: protein binding; ubiquitin-protein transferase activity. Gene Ontology annotation, biological process: protein polyubiquitination; proteasome-mediated ubiquitin-dependent protein catabolic process; positive regulation of protein catabolic process. Lineage: Eukaryota; Viridiplantae; Streptophyta; Magnoliopsida; Poales; Poaceae.
AUGGCUCAGUCCGCCGCCGCCGCUUCGGGGCCGGACUCCUCGUCCGUCGCCGUCCAGCUCCUGGUCCGCAACAUCGACUCCCGCACCACCGUGAUGCGGGCGCAGAGGGGCGACACCUUGGAGUCGGUCCUCGACCGCCUUGGGGAGGGCGUAGCCCGCAGUGGCGAGCUGCGCGUCGUGCACGCCGGUCGGGAGCUCCCGCACGGGGCGACCAUCGGCGAGCUCGGCCUCCCGUGGGACGCCACGCUCCAUGUGUCCGCCCGGCUCCUCUCCACCCGGCACGUGGACGCGUGGGACCUCGCGUGCAAGAUCGCCGGUGCGGCCAGGCUCGCCGCGGCUGGUCAGAAAGUCUUCGUCGCGUCCCUGGAGAUGCUCGUUAGGAGGUUUCUGGAUUUCGACCGAGCCGCCAAGGUAUACCGUGGCUCCUCCGGCUCCUCGUGGGAUGUCGACGACCACCUGGACGUCUUCCUCCGCAGCGGCGCCCCUGUCUCGCUUGUCCAGCUCUACCUCUCGGAGCAGGAAGAGGCGUGCCGCGGCGAAGCCGCCCGCGCCAUCCGGUGCUUCCAGUCUGCCGUCGAGACGUGGACGGAGCCGGUGCUCCUGGAGUUCUGCUGGUCCUUCGCCGCCGGUGCGCGUCUGAGCGACCCGCUCUACACUGCCUCGCGGAGCAUGCUUGCGACGGUGCUCUCCGACCCCACGCCGGAGCGCUGGCGUGACGUGCCGCGACAGCGGGUAGCCGAGCAGCUGACUCGGCUUGCUGGGGAGGUGGCGAACGCUGUUAUUCAAGAGAUCGCUGCCCCGACGGCGGCGGCGGCGGCGUGUAACUUGGCCGAGUUCAAGGUCUUCUGGCCCGUGCUGCGCGAGCAGGUCCUCGAGCUUGGCGCCGACACGCCGCGUCGGCCGUGGAGGAGGGCGCUGACGCAGACGCUGUUGUCCCUGCUGAGGAGCGUCAACGAUUGCAUGGCCAGGUUCGAGAUGAGCUUGCCGCCGGGGGGCAAGCACGCCUCGCCGUCGAGCGCGCUGCCCAAGUGGACGGCCUCGCUGCACGGCGUCUGGGCCGUCCUGGCCGAGCUGGACGCGUGGCCGGAUCUCCGCCAGGCGAUGCGGACCACGCUGGCGGCGCACGCGACGGCGGUCACCGCGCUCGUGCUGAGCGCCGGGAGGGAGUUAUGCUGGGACAUCCGCUGGAUCACCAGGCACAGGGAUCUCCUCGAGUCCGAGGCACGGAGGCACCUGGCCAUGGCAACGCUGCCGGACCCGGAGCUCGUCGCCGGCAUCGACGCGCCGCCGCACGAGAUGCUCAUCGAUCGCGCGAGGCUGCUGUCGGACUCAUUCGCGUACAUUGCUCUUGCGACGCCUGGGGCUCUGAUUAGCGCUGCUCUGGUAGUGGCGUUCAAGCACGAGCAGGCCACCGGGCCUGGUGUGCUGAGAGAGUGGUUCUGCUUGGUGUGCCAGGGGCUGUUCAACCCUCGACUUGUUCUCUUCUCACCGUGUCCGCGUGACAGGCGAAGGUUCUUCGUGAAUCCAACAUCUGUUGUGGAUCCAUUGCACCUGCAGUACUUCAAAUUCUCAGGACGGAUGAUUGCAUUAGCCCUUAUGCAUAACAUACAUGUGGGAGUUUUAUUUGACCGGACAUUGUUCUUGCAAUUAGCUGGGAGACCUAUUACACUGGAUGACAUUGUAGACGCAGACCCAACCUUGCAUGCUAGCUUCAAGCAAAUCCUUGAAAUGGAUCCAAGUCUUGUGGAUUCGGAUGUGCUGGGUCUACGGUUCGUUCGAGAGGUUGAUGUGUUCGGGUCGAGAUCGGCGACCGAACUCUUACCAGGAGGGAAGGAUACUCCUGUUACUAGUGAGAAUCGACAUGAGUUCAUUGAUCUGCUGAUUCGAGAUACCUUCGUGAACAGCACCAGAUACCAACUUGGCUACUUCGCUGAAGGAUUCAGUAGCAUGCUUGGUGAAACGACAGUAUUUCAGACAGCGUUCUUCCAGAGUCUGGAUGUUGAAGAUUUUGACGAGAUGCUUGGCGGCAGCAAGGGCAGUAUAGAUGUGAAACAAUGGAGAGCUCAUACUCACUACCGUGGAUACGGAGAAGAUGAUCUCCAGAUCACCUGGUUCUGGAAGGCUGUGGAGAGCAUGACGGUCGAGCAGCAAAGGAGGCUGCUCUUCUUCUGGACCUCGGUGAAGUAUCUGCCGUCAGAUGGUUUCGUGGGGCUCGGUUUCAGGAUGUUCUUAUCCAGGGCCUCCAGCUCCUGCGACCACCUCCCCACCUCGCAGACCUGCUUCUACCACCUCAACCUCCCGGCUUACACUUCGCCCAGCAUGAUGCAGAACCGGCUGCAGAUGAUCGUCCAGGAACAUGUGAGCAGCGGCUUCGGCACAUCGUAG